AUGUUAAGACUUGAAUAACAAUAGUAAGUUACAUUCCAAUCUAAUCCUGAAUAAAUGUAUCAUCAAGAAUUUGAAUAACCACAUGAACCAGCCAUGUAUUUGUCUUUAAGUACAUAUUUAUUCAUUUUUAGAUUAUCAUAAGACUCAUUAAUAGAUAUCCUCUUAAGCAUCCUAGUUUAAUUAGCAUUCCAAAUUGUUUGAUUUAAAGAAAAAAUAUCUUAAAAAUAGAGAAGAUACUUAAAGACGAUCAUUAUCUCAUCAUAAUAGAAUUCCUCUUAAUCGUUCACCUCCAAAGACUCAACAGAUAAAAAAAUAAUAUUCACCAAAACAAGAAAAUAAUCAACCUUAAUUAAAAAAAAAGACACUUCCUAUAUCAAAAAAUCUAGGUAGCAAUUUGAGAAAUAUUCUUAAAACUAAUUAUGCAUAAUAACCUAUUUUUGAAGAGAAUCCAUAAAAUGAAAACAUAAGAAAAUAAUAUUCUGAAAUUGUUGAAAUUCCUUUAGAAUAUUAAUAAUUCAAUAGUUAUACUUUUAUAAAAACACUUGGUAUUGGAGCAACUGCUGAAGUUAAAAUGGCUAGACAUAAAGAAUUAGAGAUUGAUGUUGCUAUUAAAAUUUAUGAUAAAAAAAAAAUGAAUAAUAUGCAUUUAAAAAACUUGGAGAGAGAAAUUGAUAUCUUAAAUCAACUUAAGCAUCCAAAUAUAAUUAAUUUAUACCAUAUGUUUGAAAAUGAUAAAUCUAUUUAUUUAGUCAUGGAAUAUUCAUCACCAACUAAUUUAGAGAUUUUUAUGAAAGGAAGGCCAUUUAAAAGAAUAAAUGAAGAUGAAGCUAAAAUUUUAUUUCGACAAAUUUCAGAUGCUGUUUAUUAUAUGCAUUAACAAGAUAUUUGUCAUAGAGAUCUCAAAUUUGAAAAUCUUUUAAUAGAUUAUAAUACUAGAAAAAUUAAACUUAUUGAUUUUGGAUAUUCUAUUAAAAUACAAGGAAAAUAGACCUGUUCAUGUGGUACUCCUUAAUAUAUGGCCCCAGAAUUGGUAAAAAAAGGAACUUAUGAUCAAUCUGUAGAUAUUUGGGCUUGUGGAGUUAUCCUUUUUAAAAUAGUAACAGGAGUAUUUCCUUUUAGAGGAAAUUCUGAGAAAGAUUUAAAUAAGAAAAUUUGUUUAGGAAAAAUUGAAUAUCCAUCAUUUAUUUCGCCAUUAGUUAAAUAAUUAAUUUCUGGUAUGCUCAGAGUAGAUCCAAAAGAAAGAUUGUCAAUACAAGAGGUUUAAUAAAGUUAAUGGUUAUAGUGA
Molecule: messenger RNA, 1285 nt
Organism: Paramecium sonneborni
Lineage: Eukaryota; Ciliophora; Oligohymenophorea; Peniculida; Parameciidae
Source: the annotation of a GenBank genome assembly